This is a messenger RNA of Rodentolepis nana, 1203 nucleotides long. The record is from the annotation of a GenBank genome assembly. Lineage: Eukaryota; Metazoa; Platyhelminthes; Cestoda; Cyclophyllidea; Hymenolepididae.
CAACAGCAGACAGUGACGGAGGUGUUGGUUUGGCGGGCUACGCACACUCCUGAUGAUCGACUCUUCAGUGUCUACAACGCCAAGGGUGCUGUAAUAGCCAGCCUCACUUGUCAUCAACUUCACCAGAAAGCCGAGCGUCUGGGCUCUCUGCUUCAGGAAAAAGGCAACGUCAAACCUGGCUCUGUCGUAGCCAUCAUGUUCAUGCCUGGUAUCGAGAUGGUGUGCGCCUUCUAUGCCUGUCUGUACAUAGCCGCAAUUCCGGUUCUUGUGCGUCCACCUCAACAGCCUCGCUCCUCUCUCUUGGGCGUCGGUGGUAGUAGCGCAGGCAAUACCGGAACUUCUACAUCAGGAGGUAGUGGUGGGAGUGGAGGUAUUUUCGGGGGCUCUUCACUAGACCUCUCAGCCAGUCGGUCCUCUCUCGAGCCCUCUCCUCCCCCUGCUCAAAUUUGCUUCGCAGACUCUGUCACUAUGGCUUGGAAUGUCGUUUCCUCUUCUCAGGCUGUCGUCUGUCUCACACAAGCCUCAAUCAUCAAACUCAUCAAGUCGAAAGAAGCGGCUAACCGGAUCCCUGUUGUGAAUUGGCCUCUUCUUUUGGAUUAUGAUGAGACUUGGCGAAAGAAGCUGACCACUGUUUACCAACCUCAUUCACCGGAUAUUGAAGUCGCUUAUUUGGAUUUCACUCCCUCUACCACUGGUACACUGACGGGUGUUGAGGUGACUCACUCGGUAGCGAGUGCGUUGUGCCGAGCGCAGAAAAUGCAGUGCGAGUUCUAUCCGGCCCGAGAGUUGGUGUUGAGUCUGGAGCCCUACAGUGGACUCUCGGCCAGUCUCUGGCUUCUCACUUCCAUCUAUUGUGGCCAUCACUCCAUUCUUGUGCCUCCACAUGUCACCGAGGUCGCACCAGAUCUCUGGCUUACUCUUUGCUCUCAGAGGAGAAUUCGUGAGGCCUUCUGUUCUUAUGCAACAAUCAAGUUGGCAACAAUUUACUCUUCAAAAAUGAUCUCUUCUAUGAAGUUGAAGGAAGUGACUUUGGAAAACUUGCGAAGUUUAGUCAUUGUGUCAGAAGAACGACCUCGAGUUAAUCUAACCUCUCUCUUCACGAAGAUGUUCGCUGCAGUCAACCUCAACCCCCGAGUUGUUAGUACAUCCUUUGGAUGCCGAGCUAAUCUUGCCAUGUGUUUACAGUGUCAACGUCCGGAGUAA